Molecule: messenger RNA, 1302 nt
Organism: Centrocercus urophasianus (Greater sage-grouse)
Lineage: Eukaryota; Metazoa; Chordata; Aves; Galliformes; Phasianidae
Gene: RASSF10
Product: Ras association domain family member 10
Exons: 1
Coding region: 1-1302 (433 amino acids)
Biological process (GO): signal transduction
Source: RefSeq, a predicted model, not a curated record
AUGGAGCCCGAGGAGCGGAAGAUCUCGGUGUGGAUCUGCCAGGAAGAGAAGCUGAUCUCGGGGCUUUCCCGGCGCACCACCUGCUCGGACGUGGUGCGCGUGUUGCUGGAGGACAGCCACCACCGGCGGCAGCGGCCGGCGCCGCCCGAGCCCGGCGGCGGGAUGCUGUCGGGGCCGCCGCACUCCUACUGCAUCGUGGAGAAGUGGCGCGGGUUCGAGCGCAUCCUGCCCAACAAGACGAAGAUCCUGCGGCUGUGGGUGGCGUGGGGCGACGAGCAGGAGAACGUGCGCUUCGUACUGGUGCGCAGCGAGGCCUCGCUGCCCAACGCGGGUCCGCGCAGCGCCGAGGCGCGGGUGGUGCUGAGCAGGGAGCGGCCCGGCCACGGCCUGGGGGCGGCCCGCGCCAGCCUGGCGCUCACGCAGGAGCGGCAGCGGCGGGUGGUGCGGAAAGCCUUCCGCAAGCUGGCCAAGAUCAACAAGAAGCGGCAGCAGCCGCUGGCCCGGGAGGCCUCCUCGGCCGAGAGGAUGGAGACGCUGGUGCACCUGGUGCUCUCGCAGGACCACACCAUACGGCAGCAGAUCCAGCGGCUGCGAGAGCUGGACCGCGAAAUCGACCGUUACGAGGCCAAGAUCCACCUGGACCGCAUGAAGCGGCACGGCGUCAACUACGUGCAGGACACCUACCUGGUGGGCGCCGGCGGCGAGGAGCCGGGACGGGAGGCGCAGCCCGCCGCCGGCCGCCCCGAGGACGACUACGCCAGGAAGUGCGAGGAGGUGCUGCAGCUGCAGGAGCAGCGGGCACAGCAGGAAGAGCUGCUGGAGCACCUGGCCGCCGAGAUCCAGGAGGAGCUCAACGAGCGCUGGAUGAAGCGGCGGCGGGACGAGCUGGAGCUGGCGGCGGGGCCCGGCUUGGCCGAGGCGGACUGUCACACCACCGAGCUGAGCGGCGGCGGCGAGGGCGAGCUGCAGCUGGAGCACGAGCGGGUCAAGACGCAGCUGAGCACUAGCCUCUACAUCGGCCUCAAGCUCAGCACGGACCUAGAGGCCGUCAAAAGCGACCUGGACUGCACGCAGCGGGCUUGGGAGGCCCGCGAGCGGGAGCUGCAGCGGCUGCUGGAGACGCUGGGCACUCUGGACGUGGCGGAGGCGGCGGCUGAGCCGCGCGGGGCGGCGGGGGGCGGCUGGCCGGAUCCGGGGCUGCGCAAGGACCGCGCCGACAACGACGAGGACUCGGACACGGGGCUGAGCUCCAUGCACAGCCAGGACUCGGACUCGGUGCCCGUCUGCGAGUCCCUCGUGUAG